Messenger RNA from Microplitis demolitor, 3332 nucleotides. RefSeq lists its product as uncharacterized. Gene Ontology annotation, cellular component: nucleoplasm. Gene Ontology annotation, biological process: RNA processing. Lineage: Eukaryota; Metazoa; Arthropoda; Insecta; Hymenoptera; Braconidae. Gene Ontology annotation, molecular function: RNA binding. The transcript has 9 exons. The record is from RefSeq and is a predicted model, not a curated record. The coding region runs from base 414 to 3113 and encodes 899 amino acids.
UAUGUGCAGCAGAGCCGCAUAAUAUAAAGGCACUACAGCUGCUGAUGUUUCGUGUCAGUGACACUCAUCUACCUCUACACAAUAUUUAAUAAAAUCCAUUGAAAUAUAUACAUAUAUACUAAAAACUACUCAAAUGCUGCCUGGUUCAGUCUCAGCUCAAUCCUCAGUGUGGAUUUUUUUAUUCGCGUGUCAAGUGCUAAGUACUCUGUCUAUGUAAGAGUUAAGUAAGAAUAGUUUAUAUUUUAAAGUGAGACAGAUGUGAAAAUGGUGUCACUCGAUAGACUGCUACUGCUUCCGUGACAGUCCUCAGUCUGGCUCGUGUUCUACUCCUGUCUGGGUUUGUUUAAAAAAAAAAAAUAUAUUAAUAUUAUAAUUAAUAAUUUAAAAAAAGUUUUAAAAAAGAAAAAAAAAACAUGGCGUACCGUGGUGUCAAAGGCUCUGAUCCUUUUGUAUCAAAAACAUCACGGAAUGAAAGAUUUGCCCAGAUGUCUAAACAGGAGCAAAUAAUCCAGCAAAAAAAAUUAGAAAUUCAAGCUAAAAUGCAAGACAUGAAGGCCAAAGCCGCUGUUGAAGUACAAAAAAAUGAUUCAAACACUUCUUCAUCAGUUACCAAAGUCACUGCUACAGCCAAGAAAGAAGACGAGAAGCCAGCAGCUGUAGCAACAAUAAAUUUAUUCGCUAAUGACGGCAGUUUUCUUGACCAAUUUAAAAAAAUCGCAUCGAAUAAACCUACGGUUAAAGAACCCGUGCAAGUUAAAACUGAAGACUCGCCCCCGCCAGUAUCACAGUCAAAAAAAGAGGAACGUGGUGAUCGUAGUGAUAGAAAUUACGAUAAUCGUCGCUGGAAUGGUGAUAAAAAUCGUGACUACGAUCGCCGGGACAGGCGAAGAAAUGAAUCGCGCUGGCAUCAAAGGAAUGAAAGACGACGAAGUUGUUCGUCGAGUCCAUCGCCACCAAGACAUAGAUCAUCGCCAAGUCCAGACCAACGUCCACCACGUUAUCAGCCAAAUAAUUUAAAAUCCCAGUCAUCGCCAUCUUCCAUUCCACCGCUUAUUCCUCCUUUGAUACAACAAAUAAAUGUUCCACCUCCAAACUUAAGAAAUGUACCUCCACCUCAAGUUCAUAUUCCUCCGAAGAGUGACAAUUACUCGCUUAAAUUAGAUCCAAGUCACCAAAGUCUUCCAAUUGCAUCACAAGCUAUUUCAUCAUCAGUACCGCCUCGUAUAUCAGUACCAUCAGUCCCACCGCCGCACAUAAUCAGACCUCCGCCUCCACCACCAGGACCUCCAAUAAAUACAAACGUACCACCACCUAGAAUGCAAUUAAAUCAACCUCCACCUUCUCAAUCCGUACAAACCAACUCAAUUAACUCGUCAACGUCAACGCCAUCAGCUGGACACAUUCCACCACCUCAAUCAUGCAGUAUUCCUUUAACCAAUUUACAACCACCCCCACCAGCACCCAGUGUUCGGUCUAAUCUACUACCACCAAUGUCACAAAUGCCACCCAAUAUGAUUAAAUUGAAUCAAAAUUCGGUUUCAAAUGUACCGCCGCCACCUCCUCCGCCAGUAAUACCAUCACCGUUGAUUAUGACGAAACCACCUCCGGUUCAUAACUCAACUAUAAAUUCAGUACCUCCACCAAAUUUAAAUAUUCCACCGCCUAAUGUCCCAUCGAUUGCUAGUGUACCAUCAUUACCUAGUGUUCCAACGUUGGCUAGUGUACCACCACCUCCAUUGAUCGCUGGUGCUAAUCAUACGACAGCAGCUCAUCUAUUACCGACAACUUAUCCAAUUAAAAAUCAAAUGCAAUUAUCUGUUGUGCGGCCUAGUGUUAAUGUGCAACUGCCCCCGCCUGUACAACCACCUCUUUCUUCGUCAGAUAUUUUUGUAGGUUGUCAGGAAGCUGAACAAUUGGCACGAAUUGUUGCAGACUGUGGUGACGCAAUUGAACAAGAAGUACGCGAGAAGAAUUCACAAGAUCCUAAACUAUGGUUUCUGCACCAAAAGCAAAGUGCAGCGUACCUGCAGUACAGAGGAUUGGUGGCCAAGUAUCGUGCUGAGAAAGCGGGAAAAGAUGCUAGAGGAGGUUCAGCUCCUGGUGGUACUACUGGAAGCGGUGCUGAGCCUUAUUGUCCUGAAGAUGCUCUUAGUGAUAAUGAUGACAUUGAUAGAGUAUCUAAUAAACAUAUCUUACAAAGUGAUAAUAAUGUUAAGGAAGACAGCAAAGAAGAACGAAAACGUAAAAGACGAAGUCGUUGGAGUGAACCCGACCACCAAUUUUCUGUUCCUGGUGUAAAAAGACAAGCAAGUGCAAUAGGAAACGUUAAUCAGCAACAAAUACGUCCACCUGGAAUUGUAAUAUCAGGGCAACCUGGUCAAGGUCCUGCUUUAUUGCCACCAAAGAUACAAAAUAACAAAAAUAAAAAUCCUAUGCUGUCGAAAAUUUGUCGCAAUGAUCCGGCGUUAGCUCAGUAUGCAAGACAAACCUACGGUACACUAGAUUUGAGUGAAGAGCAAUGGAAAAAAGCUGAAGAUCACUACAAGAUAAAUUUAUUGUAUCAAAAUUUGCUUAAAAAACGUGAAGAAGUUAAGCGCCUGGAAUCGCAAGGAAAACAUAAAUAUGAAUAUGACAGUGAUGAAGAGACUGAAGGCGGGACGUGGGAACAUAAAUUGAGAUCCGCUGAAAUGGAAGCUACGCAAAUGUGGGCUGAAGAAUUGACAGCACAGUCUGAGGGUAAACAUCACAUUGGCGAUUUUUUGCCACCUGAUGAACUCAAGAAAUUUAUGGAGCAGUACAGUGCUCUGAAACAAGGCAAAGAACCGGAUCUUAGUGAUUAUAAAGAGUUUAAAUUGAAGGAAGAUAAUAUAGGUUUUAAAAUGCUACAAAAACUCGGUUGGUCCGAAGGCCAAGGACUUGGUAGCGAAGGUAGCGGUCGUAUUGAUCCUAUAAAUAAAGCAACUAGUAGGUUGGAUAGCUCUGGUUUGGGUGCAGAAAGACCGGAUAAUAUUUCACGCGAUGAUGAUGAAUUUGAUGCAUAUAGAAAGCGAAUGAUGCUCGCUUAUAGAUUUAGGCCGAACCCUUUGAACAAUCCACGAAGGCCUUACUAUUGAUUAGAUAAUCAAAAAAUUAUGGCUAUUAAUGAAAAAAAAAAAAAAAAAAAAACUGUAACACCAAUGAUUAAAAAAAAGUUUUUACAAAAUUGACAAAAAAAAGAGAGUAAUAUUAUUUUGUAUAAUUAAUGUUAAUAAUAUCUUGUGAAGAUAAUUAACAAUACGUACUGCUAAUUAAUGUGUCGUUAGUUAAUGAAAACGUAAAUUAGUUUAUAAUUG